GCUCCGCCGCCGCCCCUUCUCGCCGUCCCGGUGUGAUUCAGCAGCAGCGGGGCCUGGCCGCGCCGCGCUCGCGAUGCUGGCGGAGGGCGGCUCCCGGGGGCAGCGCGGUCGGGCCCGGGGGUGGCUCCUCUCGGUGGUUCUCCGUGGUUCCGGCGCCUGCCCGAGUGCUUCCCCGCCGUGAAUUUGCUUUCUCAGAGCUGUUGGAAUUCGGGGGAAGGGUGAAUGCCCACCGCUGGGAGAUAGCUUCCUUGCUGCAGUAACCAAAUCUUCUGUGGAAAGCCCUUUUCUUCUGGUUUGGGUUCUAAAUGGCUUCUAAGAAGUUGGGAUCCGACUCUCACGGGCCUUUCAGCUAUCUUGAUGAUGUCCCAUUUAAAAUAGGAGACAAAUUUAAAACCCCUGCGAAGGUUGGAUUACCCAUUGGUUUCUGCCUGCCUGAUUCUUUUCAGCUUGUCAGAGAAGCCCAGUAUGACUUCUCCCUGGAAAAGAAAACAAUUGAAUGGGCUGAAGAUAUCAAAAAAAUUCAAGCUGCCCAGAGAGAAGCUGAACGCAAGGCCGAAGAAGCAAUAGCAAACUCAAAAGUGGCUCCAGAGGACAGCAGUAGAAUGGGGUUCUCAGAGGGACCUUGCCCCGAGGCCAUGCCUCCACCUAUUAACCCCAUACUUGCUAGUCUGCAGCACAAUAGUAUUCUUACUCCUACUCCAGCCAACAGCAGUGCAGUGAAGCAAAAAGUUCUUAGUCCACCUCAUCCAAAAGCAGAUUUCAACCCAGCUGAUUUUGAAUGUGAAGAAGACCCAUUUGACAAACUGGAAUUGAAAACGAUCGAUGAUAAGGAGGAAUUAAAAAACAUCCUUGAAAUUCAUGUUGGUACGACUGGGCCAGUUGUCGCCCAGCUGCUAGACAACAGUUUGCCCAAAGGAAGGUCUGAGUCUGUGUUACAAGAUCAGGAAGUUUUGGCAUCCAUAGAAAGGGCUGCGUUGGACCUCAAGCCCCUUCACAAACCCAAUGGCUUUAUCACUUUACCGCAACUGGGAAACUGUGAAAAGAUGUCCUUGUCUUCCAAAGUGUCCCUGUCCCCUAUCACUUCAGUGAGCAAUAUCAAAUCCCUGUCCUUUCCUAAACUUGACUCGGAUGAGAGUGAUCAAAAAUCGUCCAAGCUCAUGAGCACUUUCCACAGCACUAGCUGUCUCCGCAAUAGCACUUUUCUCAGCUCUUUGCAGACCUGUGCUCAGAAUAAAGCUAGCGAACUGAAUGGACACCAUAUGGUUGAUCUUUCUGCUGUAAAUGAGGACAGUGGAAUGGAGACAUCAACAUUAUCCUCUUCAUCCAGACUGCCGUCCCUGGCUUUGUCAACACUGUGUACAGAAGAGCAAAGCACAGUGACCACGGUACAUCCAGACAAGGAGACAGAAAUCCCCAUGGUAACACACCAAAAUUUUCCACUGUCUAAAGUGCCCAACAGUACGAGCUGCACAAAGCAGUCGGGUGUCCCUUUUCCUGAGUUACAGCAGGCUCUCUCUGCUAGUGAGAGGCAGUGUGUAGAGACAGUUGUCAACAUGGGCUAUUCGCCUGAGAAUGUUCUGAAAGCCAUGAAGAAGAAGGGGCAAAACAUAGACCAGGUUUUGGAUUACCUGUUUGCACAUGGACAGCUUUGUGAGAAGGGCUUUGAUCCACUUCUUGUUGAAGCAGCUUUGGAGAUGCACCAGUGUUCAGAGGAGAAGAUCAUGGAACUUCUCCAGCUAAUGAGUCAAUUUAAAGAAAUGGGCUUUGAACUAAAGGACAUUAAGGAGGUCUUAUUAUUACAUAACAAUGACCAACAAAAUGCUUUGGAAGAUCUAAUGGCCCGUGCAGGAGCCAGCUGAAGACACAUUCCUGAGUUCUUGGCGUGCAAUGGAACAGCCCCACCACCUUCACAUUCAGUGUGACUUGCUCUCAGCAAGGAGUACAGUUUUUUGCAUACAUGGGAAAGUGACUGAGCAAGCCUGCCUGCGUGCGUCACUCCAGCAUUUCUCUUUUCACUGGGAGCCAACUUUCUUUCUUAAAUUAAAUUUUGAAGUGUCCUUUCCUAAGUUUCCUUUUUCCAGCUUGGCCACGGAGAGUUUAGACUGCCCAGCCGCUACUGGAAUUGUAUAUAGUCAGAGACAGGAGUGGUCCUCCUCACUGUUGCACUGGAGUUGGACAGGGGAUUACUAAAUUUGUUCUGAAACAUAAUGCUUUGGUUCUUUGAAGCUGCUUUCUUGGUGUCUGCUUGUACUGAUUACUUGACUGUCACAGUCCAGAUUAUCUGGUUAAAUUUGACCUUUAGUGCAAUGGAGUUUUAUUUUUUGGUUGAAAGUUAGCCUGUAACUUAGUGAAACACUGGUUUGGAAAUUGUCGCCAUGCAUAAAGAGAGAAGCUGUUCCUCUUGUUUCUUCUUUAACCCAUGGAUCCAACACUUCUGCCAGACAUAAGUGUCCUAUGCUGAGUGGUUGUAAGUUCUCUUGAAAUACUACCCGGACCUGCAAUUUGUGGUGGUUCUUGAACCCGAAGGCAGAGAGCUGGGGCUCAGUAUUCUUAAUCCCCCAGGCUUGUAGGAUAUUUAAGAAAAUGCUCCGCUAGGAAAUCAGUUAUCUUUUGUUUUAAAUAAUACUCAGUGUGAUGCAGGAGGUUUCUUUCAAGCACUUUCUUUAAAAUAAACAUACUCACUGCAUUAGUUCCAUUUUUCACACUGCUAUAGAAUUACAUAAUAACACCUAGUGCUAGAAAUCAGGUAAUCAUAGAAUCAUAGGAGUUGGAAGGGACCUCUGGAGAUAGAGUCCAACUGCUUCCUAAAGCAGGUUCCCUGCAGUAGGUUGCCUAGGAGAGUGUCUGGGUGGGUUUUGAAAUCUCCAGAGCAGGAGACUCCACCACCUCUCUGUGCAGCAUAUCCCAGUGCUCUGUCACACUCUUAAACAAACACUUGUGGAAUCCAUCCAACAUCAAAACGUCAGUUUCCUCAGAAAAAUGUGGAAGCACAGAAAGCGUGUCUUGAAAGGGCUUCUCCUAUAAUAGCUAUUUAAUAAGCAAGAAAAAAUUCUAUUGCUUCUGUUCCUGGCGAAUUUACUCAAUUUUCCAGAAGGCAAAUCCUUUCAAUGAAUAUCAGAGUAACUUGCAAGAAGCUGAAGUUCCAGAGAUACAAGUAUCAGCUCUGCAAUUUUUUCCUGGAGUUCUAAUGCUGCCUCUUGUUUCAGACCAGUCAGAUGAUAUCAGGAGCACUGCCUCUGCUGCUGGUUGUAACUCCUGUCUUGUUACUUCUGUAGGAGCUGCUGGAGGAGCCAUUGUGCGUACUGCUCUUGUGGUGAGUGGUUGAUGUGGUGAUGCUGCCUAGCAUGUUGCUUGUUAAAGUUGAUGGGAGAUCAUCUAAAAACACAGGAGGACAAUUCUGUGAAUCAACUGGGAUUAGUGAAAAGAAAUCCAAACCUGUCACAUCUGAGGAAAUGCUGGAUAUUGGAGGAUGAUGGAAUAGCAUGGGACAGUGUUAACGGAGGAACAGCAGCAGCAUCAGCUCUGACAGACAAUGGCUGAUACAUGAGAACCCUCUUGGUUGGGCUUCCUUGUGUUUCCAACAAGAAUAUGUACUUUGUUUUGGCAGGAGGACCUUCUACUUCAUCAAAAGAGUUUUUAGUUGUCAAGUCAGUGAUACCAACUUUCUUCUUGUUUUCCUCAUUCCCCCCAUCAUGGAACAUGGUUUCCUAACAACACUGGAUCUUUCUGUAUUGGUGCCCUAUGGACUUCAGAUUAUCACGGCAUCUUUUUUAGGCCUUCUGGGGUACAAGGAACCAUCUUCUUGGAAUCUCAUCCGCACCUGAACAUUCAUCAAGGACUUCCAUGAAGAGCCCAUCUAGUAUUAGGCUCUCAUAAGAUGCCUUUUUGUUGCAGACGGAACAGAUCCAGGUAGGCUUCUUAUAGAAUCAUUCAUUUGAAGAUGAAGAAUAGCAUCAAAACAUUGCAGGUGUGUAUGAGUAACAGCCCAGCAUAGGAUUGUCAGUCUCAUUUUUCCCAAAGGGCACAUCAGAGAUAACUGCAGACUGGUUGUGGCAAUUUCACUAUCAGGAUCUGUACUUAGUUUAAUUAGUGCUCUAGAAUGAUCAGGGUUUUGGAUACCAUUUGUUUUUAACCUCUGCAAAAGCACAGCUGAAGUGAGCUGACAAAUGAGAUACACAGACAUGGAGUAAUUCUUUCCAGUUUCAGAAGCCUAGGAAAUAGAAAUCUGUUUUGGCACUGCUGAUGACAACCUAACUAGAGAUGUUAUAUUCAAGGGGCACCCGGGUUCCUUCUGUUUAAUUCCAUUUGCUGGUGGUGGAGUGUAUCCAGCAAUUGGAACAGCUUCCUAUUUACAUUAAUGCACAAACUAUUAGGGUAAUUAUCUUCUUGAGGACAGUUUGUCACUGUCUGGCAUAAUCUUAGCUGAACUUGGACUUGGUAAUCUCUUUUGUCCUCUGGCAAGCAGUCCCUGGAAAUAACAGAUUUCUCUGACCUGCUGAGGUUAAAGCAAAGAUUAAAAUCUUAUCAUGGAACCUCUGAAUACUGCUCUGUACUAAACUUGUAGGCUUGAUGAGUACAUGAAGUGCAUUGUAAAAAGGCAGGCUUUGCAGCUGAAUGUCAGGAUGGACGAGUGGGAUGGAAGGGGAUGGCUGCUGCAUCUUGAAGUGAGCCUUAGUGUCUUGCAGGAACAUGAAGAUGACAGGCAAGGAAGGAAACUGAGGUGUGGCUGAAGUAGAAGGGAGCAGGUGAAUCCUAGCAAUAGCCCAGUCAGGCUCCGUAGGAGAGGAACUGCUAUCCAGAUGAAAACCAGCACGUUUUAUAGCUGAUAAAUCCAAGAGUCCUUUGAUUGUCUUUGGGUACCUACACCUUCAGAGUUCAGAGAAUCAUAAUGAUUGGUAGGGACCUCUGGGGAUCAUCUAGUCCUGCUCCCUUCUAAAGCAGGUUCCUUACAGUAGAUUGCAAUUGGAAAGUGUCGAGGCAGGUCUUGAAUAUCUCCAGAGAAGGACAUACCACAGCCUCUUUUGGGCAGCCUGUUCCAGUGCUCUGUCAUUCUCACAGUAAAUAAGUUCUUUUGCAUGUUUUUGUGGAACUUCCUGUGUUUCCAUUUGGGCCCAUUGCCCCUUUUCCUGUCACUGGGCACCAUGAAAAAGAGUCCAGCCCCAUCCACUUGAUUCCUGCGCACAGAUAUUUAUAAGCAUUGAUGAGAUUCCCCCUCAGACUUCUCCAGGCUGAACAGCCCCAGGUCUCCCAUCCGUUCCUCAUGCAGGAGAUGCUCCAGGCUCACAGCCAUCUCUGUGGCCCUCCGCUGGACUCUCUGCAGUAGUUCCCUGCCUUGCUUGAACUGGGCAGCCCAGAACUGGGCACAGCACUCCAGACGUGGCCUCGCCAGGGCAGAGAGGAGGAGGAUCACCUCCCUCGACCUGCUGGCCACACUCUUUUUAAUGCACCCCAGGACACCAUUGGCCUUCUUGGCCACAAGGGCUCAUGGCCAACCUGUUGUCCGCCAGGACCCCCAGGUCCUUCUGUGCAGAGCUCCUCUCCAGCAGGCCAGCCUCUAACCUGUGCUGAUGUGUGUGGUUAUUCCUCACUAGGUGUAGGAUUCUAUUCUUGAUCUUGUUGUGUCUCAUCAGGUUCCUCUCCGCCCAACUCAGUCUGUCCAGGUCUUGCUGAAUGGCAGCACAGCCUUCUGGUGUGUCAGCCGCUCCCUCCCAGCCUUGUAUCAUCAGCAAACUUGCUGAGGGUGGACUCUCCCUUCACGCAGGUCAUUGAUGAAGAUGUUGAGCAAGACUGGACCCAGCACCAUCUCCUAGGGAAUACCACUAGUUCCUGGAUUUUUAUCUGAACUACUGGGCUGCAGCCGCUCUUCAGCAAGUGCAGCGCUCUCACCAGGAAGUCGUUUCCGUCUGCUUUUAUUAUGCCCAAUGAAGCUCAACAACACUUGUAGUUCAGAAACACAAGAACUUUGCACCAUAUUCUGCAGUUCCUCGAGAUCUGCCAUUUUCUACACACUGAUAGUACCAAGUAUUAUGCUAUACAUUGUUCAAGUUCUAAAUACAUAAAAUAUCAGCGAUCCUGAGGAAUCUUUAAUUUGCUGAACAUUUUGAUUCUGCAGAAGAAUAACUAAUAAAGCCCUCAAAUGUAACUCCCAGUGUUGUGGUUCCCAUCUCUCAUGCUCUUUGACUUCAGCUGAUGAAGAACUUGCUGGAUCCUACAAGCCCAGGUCCUGCUUUCUCCUCUAGGCAUGCAUGGAUGUGGUCUGCUUUGGGCAGAGCUACCAGAGGUCUCCAGGCAGGUGGAUGCAGAGGUGGAAGGUGCUUCUUUUUUCUGUGGCUUAUUUUUGUUUUAUUACAAAAAAAAAAAAAAAAAAAUUAAAAAAAAUUAAAAAAAUUAAAAAAAAAAACAAACAAGCUUGGGGAUCAAAACUCAUGUUAGAACAUGGGGCUGGGAGUAUUGGACUUUAGGAGGGGAAGACAGCCCAGCUCCUUACCUCAAUUCACAUUUUUCAGUAGGAAGUUUUUUAGUUUAUCAGGACUCUGAAGGGGAUGGCAUUGGUUUCCAUUAUUUUAUUAAUAUACAUCCAAAACAUCUCAUCUGAGGUCAGUGUUAGCACCUGGAAUUCCAUGAGGUGCACAAUAUUAAUUACCUUUAUUUAAAACAGAAUGACGUUGAAAUGUAGCUGGCAAGGAAGCAUCUAGGAGAUCUGGGGAUAGAUGAUGAGCAGGACCAGGGCAGGUUUCCAAUGCACUGUAUCCUGUAGCACUGAGCCUCACCAGCUUCCAGCGAUGGGACUGAGGUCAAAACUUGUUUAAGAAGGGCAUUCCAGCUUGAAGGGCCAGCAAUUAAUGUCUAGUUCGGGCUGCCCCUGUGGGUUCAGGUAAAGAAGGUGCCCAGCUCCGCUUCCCUGAUGCAAAAUAUGACAGUUUGAAACAUGGAAAUAGGGUUUCUGAUAAGUCUGAAAAGCUGGUAAGCAACAAAAAACGUGCUUUACUGUUACUGCUGUGAGCACUUGGUUGUGUUGCUUGUUCAUCUUCUCACAUUUAAUUCCAAAAAGGUUCCUGUCUGGCAGUAGACAGUCCUGAACAGGCAAGAACUGUUGCCCGUGAAGAAGCAAACUAUUUAGAUCAAACCUCUGAAUGAAGUCAUCUCUCUGGUUAAUGUGUGUUAAGUUUUUGCACAGACACCGGAACCACUCUGUAAUAACCACUUUGCUCACAGAAGUUGUUCUAAAAGUGAGAAUGGAGAUACCAAUCUGUAGUAGUGAAAGAUGGGAAAUAAUACUUAUAAAGCCCAGCCUCUUGUUAUCCAAGAGACAUACCUAUGGGUGUUUUCCCUGCAGCGUUGCUCUUGCAUCUGCAGUAAGUUUUCUUGAUUUUGCAUCAUGGGGUGGCUGAAGUUGACAGGGAAUUAAGCCACAGAGUGGUGGGGAUUAACCAAGCGUGGUAGGGGAAAGGUGCUUCUGAAGAAGUGGCAUAAUGUGAUAAGAUUUGGAUGGUUUGGGCACCGUGCAUCGUUAGUUACUCUGGUACUGCUAUGGACAAAGCUCAGUCUGGAAGUGUAGGGUUGUGAGGCUGGGGCUCUCAGAUCAGCAGAUUGAUGUAUGUGCCUGGUAAAUGGCAUCCAAUGUUGUAACUUUGUCAGAAAGUUGUUCUGCCUUCUGUGCUAGCUGCUGCUGAAUACUGAGAUCUGUGUGUCAUGAUGAGAAGCAUGGAGGUAAAGUCCAAAGUGCAGACUGUGCUUGGAGCCAGGGCCCCUGUGCUGCCUGGCAGGCGCUGCUGGAGCUGACCCCACGCCGGCGAGUUGCCCUUGUGCUGUAGCAGGCGAGCUGGUUCCUGGUUCUGAUGUGGGUUUUCUGUGUGGCACCUGGCUGGGCAGCUCCCCUUGCCCUCUGCCAGCUGGGCAGGCAGCUCGCCUCUGCUGAGAUGAUCUUUUACAAUCAAACAUUUUUACAGUUAUUUGGAUCAUGUCUACUUUAGAAAUUUUACCAGAGUUCUGUAGUAAACUGAAUUUUAUUUUAAAUGAUGUAAAUUAUUCAAAUAAAAUAUCGAGCAUCU
Molecule: messenger RNA, 8051 nt
Organism: Numida meleagris (helmeted guineafowl)
Lineage: Eukaryota; Metazoa; Chordata; Aves; Galliformes; Numididae
Gene: UBAP1
Product: ubiquitin associated protein 1
Exons: 8
Coding region: 306-1859 (517 amino acids)
Biological process (GO): ubiquitin-dependent protein catabolic process via the multivesicular body sorting pathway; regulation of DNA-templated transcription
Cellular component (GO): ESCRT I complex
Molecular function (GO): ubiquitin binding; DNA binding
Source: RefSeq, a predicted model, not a curated record